Pseudovirgaria hyperparasitica is the source of this 1428-nucleotide messenger RNA. RefSeq lists its product as uncharacterized. The transcript has 2 exons. The record is from RefSeq and is a predicted model, not a curated record. Bases 1 to 1428 code for a protein of 475 amino acids. Gene Ontology annotation, molecular function: GTPase activator activity. Lineage: Eukaryota; Fungi; Ascomycota; Dothideomycetes; Acrospermales; Acrospermaceae. Gene Ontology annotation, cellular component: cytosol. Gene Ontology annotation, biological process: positive regulation of GTPase activity; positive regulation of TORC1 signaling.
AUGGACUUCAUACUCUCCCUGGCGCACUUCUGUGAGAUUUGUGGUCCUACCUCCACCAUAUGUACUCAAAUCGUGCCGGGCAACUGCGCGACUUGCCAUCCUUGCCUCACCCCACCCUCUGAAGAACCCUCGCAAUCCUCAUAUUCCACGAAUCCGACAUGGACAGACACCUCCGCCUCCUCUCCCACUACCCGCCUUGCCCAUCGCAUGUCCGGUGUGGCCUCACCCUUCGAAUCCCCGCCCCUGAGCCCUCGCACCCCCUCGAGCUCCUUUAACAACCCAUACUUUCCAGCCACCAUCGAUGGCUUUGCCGUCACUAGGUUCACCGAGAAUCUGGGGAGCGACGGCGAUGGCUGUGAUAACUGCGACUUUCUCGUGCCAGAGCAUGUCCGUGCUCGUCUGCCAGAGGGUGCCCCGGGUAGCCCGACAAAAGAUGGACGAGGCAGAAAUGGGAGUCCGGUGCUGCGUUCUUGCCAGUCUGUCCUGGCCCGGGGUCCUUCACCCGAUUCAGAUGAAGACGACGACGACGACGACGACGACGACGACGACGAGCAGUCCAAGUCUUAUCUGAGCAACUCGUCAUCCUCCCCGUCAAGCGUGACGUCCUCGACGCCAACAUCGCCUCUUUCGCUCCCGCGCAACACCCACGCACACAAGCUGAUAUACAUGUCGACCCGCCAGCCCAUCUCGCCAUCCGCAUACUCCCUCCUCCGGCGGUCCUACGUCCGCACAUUCUCGUGCGAGGCGCUCCCCAAGAAUUCCCGAUCUGGUCCCUUAUUCUUCGGCGACUGCUCCUCCGGUUAUACAAUCGCAUACGUCUUUCGACUGCCAGACCCGAGAGCGCGAGGCCGCUUACGCACAUAUGCCCUCAUCGCGCUCGGUGGCCGCGACAGCAGGCGCGUCAGCUCCGCCCUGGUCAAGGUGCUGGAACACUUUGAAAGCAUAGCAAAUCAAAUCAUCACCAUGGCCGACCGCGUGCUCGAGCGUGACUCACCCGUCUCGAGACCAACAACCGCCAUCCAACAGCCGCCUCCCACAAGUCCAUUGCUAAGCAACAGCAGCAGCAGCAGCAGCAGCAGCAGCACUAGCUCAGCAAGCCUUAUGCCUGCUGUGCCACAACAGACACCCGAAUCGGGUAACCGCGUCAGCAACACCGGAUCCAAGACUGCCCCCAUUGAUCCGUACCCGGCCUUUGCAUCUCCACCACCACACGCCGACAGCGCCCGCAGAUUUACCCCGGCCUCGUCGUUCCUGUCCGCCAAAAAGGUCGAUCCCGACGGCUAUCCCCGAGUCAGCCGCGAAGUCAUGCGCGCCAAAGGCUUGGCCGACAUUGUAGGCAACCAAAACUUCUUUGUCGAGUUACACGCCAAGUUCACCGUACUCCUCAGCAGUCUCAUCAACGACUUUGGCACUGGUGUUGCUGCCUGA